Molecule: messenger RNA, 5916 nt
Organism: Symbiodinium sp. CCMP2456
Lineage: Eukaryota; Dinophyceae; Suessiales; Symbiodiniaceae
Source: the annotation of a GenBank genome assembly
AUGCAUGGCCUGGAGAAUUCAGAGGCCGAACAUGAGCCCAAUGAGUUUGAGUUCGAAUUCGCUUUCAAACCGCCGCUUUUGAAGUUUUCGCAAGCCCUUGCUGCAAGUGCACCACGACCCGAUGAGGGACACGACUCCAAUUUGGACGAGUCUAAGCUUAGCCUCCUGGACACCGCGUGCACCUCCUGCCUCCAUUCGAGACGAUGGCGGCAAGCUUAUGAACGAUGGCUCCCAGAGAAAAUCAGCUGCAGCCGGACGAGCCAGAGCAAGAACUUUCACUUCGCCAACGGCCAGUCCGAGAGCCAGCUUGCUGUGUGGAAGGUGCCGGUGUACUUUGAGAAUAUCUACGGCGAGAUCUUUUCAGCUGAACUGCAGCAGGGCGGCACGCCUCUACUUCUCUCACUCCCCACGAUAAGGGCCCUGGGCAUGAUCAUUGACCUGGGCGGCAACAAGGUGAAGAUCGAGGCGCUGGGCAUCGAGAUGAUCCUGGCGCACACCGCGACUAAGCACAUUGCCCUGUCAGUUGCCUUUGACCCAGAGCGGCCUCUAGCCCAGCCAAAGAGCAGCAAGGAGGACCCCGACAUCACCACGGAAGACCUCAUCGUCUACUACAUGGGAGAAGGCGAGCUUCCGGUGCUACAUGACAUGAGCUUCGCGCCUCCUGACCUGGGCCCACGUGGCAUCUGCAAGGGCGACCGAAUUGCCCAGUUGACCGACCGGCGCGCAAAGGAGCUGGCGAAGAAGUGCCGACAGCAGGCGGCCGAGGACAUGCGCAGCUGGGCCGCUCUACGCCGGGACUUUUCCUUGGCCGAGCAGUGGAGCACCCGAGACUUCCAGGACACCGUCCUCUUCGAGCCCUUUCUCAACAAGGCGCCGGUCACGACCAUAGCGGCAAAGGAGUUCAGUUGGACUUGCACCGAGCCGGCCGUUUUGUCCCCGAAGGGCCAGGGCGCAGUGAUGGAGGUCAUUGCGGAGCACCGGCCGUUCCUCCUGGUUGUGCCCUUCGACGGCAGCCUUUGGUCAGCAGCCGCCGGGCCGGGCAAAGCAAAGGUCGAGGGGACGAAGCUGGGGCGUCGCAUCGCCCAAUACGCCACGAGGCUUUGUUAUGAACAGCACCGCCGUGGACGUUACUUCCUCCUAGAGGGUCCCCCGGCCAAGUUUGCCUGGAUCUUUGACCGCAUCCUGGCCAAGACGCUCAAGACGGCAGGCGGCAAGUUUGUUUUGGGAGAUUUGUGUGCCUACGGCGCCCGGGAACCGCGUAGCCAACAGCCCGUCCAACGAACCACCGGAUGGCUAUCCAACUGCGAGGUCCUUCUGAAUCAGCUUGGGCGCCGAUGCCAAUGCGGACACGGGAGACACGGUGAUGAAUCCCUGGCCCGCACCGGCUUCCCGACCGGACUUUGCCGGGCAAUCUGCCGAGGAGUCCGAGGUGCCAUGGUGCUGGAUUAUGCGGCGAGCAUGGCCAGCAGUGAGGGCAAGCACGCCUAUGCCGGGGGAGACCUGGACGAGGACGGCGACGUGGAGAUGGAAGAGGACUACGAGGACGAGAGCCCGGACGAAGAGCCCUGGGAGGACGAGUGGGAAUUUCUUGGGCAAGACCGUUUGCUGAGGAUCCACCGAGUCCCUCGACAAAGGCUUUUCCUACCUCUUUCCACGACAGCGCCACCGGUGCCACUUGAUCGACUACAAGCCCGCCGCCGAACGACAAUGAACCUCCAAGACGGGACACGCCGGGAGCAUGAGGUGCCGAGCGAGAGCAAGCACAGGAAGAACACACACAAGAACCACCACAAGAACCACCACAAGAACCGGGCCUUAGACGAUGUAGACUUUGAUGGCAGCGAGUACGAGCCAUCGAUGCCAGUGUCGGCAGUGCCAGUAAAUUCCGAGCAAGAGCAAGCAGAGGAAUGCGAGGAGGAGCCUGUUCUCGAUCUGUUGGAAGCAACAGCAGAGCAUCUACGAGAGAGUGGUGCAGGGGGCUGGUUUCGCCUGGGCACCGACAGCGACCUGGGCCGAGCCUGGGUAGCACUAGAGGCUGGCCGAGCCGAUGUUACUCUCAUCCUUUGUUCCCUGUCGGCCCGGAGAAUGAAGAAGCCACAGCCACACGCCGGGCCGCUGGACACGCCAAUCCGGAAGUCCUUCCUGCUGCUGAACGGCCACGAGGUACUGGUCACUGACUGGGAGGACUGGAACAGCAUGGCCCCGUCCGCGCAAGUACGACCUUUGGUGGCUCAAGGACGCCGCCUCUACUUGGUCUUGUAUGGCAAGGAGAUCGACGAGGGCGGUCAGAUCGUGGAGGCCGUUCCGGGAAACAGACAGGAGCUGGUUGAAGCCAGCCGGCAGCGGAAAUGGGAUGCGCUCCCGAGGGAGCUCAAGCUGGCUGUGCGACGGGUGCACGUCAAUCUAGGACAUGCGCCUCAGACAGCGAUGUUGCGAGCAUUGCGGGUCUCACGUGCAUCCGAAACCGCUAUAAAAGCAUGCCGCCUGUUUCGAUGUGCCGACUGCCCGAGGCUAGUGGAGCCAAAGAUUCCACGACCCAGUAAAUUGCCCUUAGUGGACGAAUUUAACGCGCAAGUCGGCCUCGACGUCUUCUCGGAGAAGGACGCAAGAGGCUACACGUGGACAUGGUUGAAUGUCUUCGAUCAGGGCACGCUGUUCCAAGUCUGCAGCUUGCUCGGGAAGACCCACGCCAAUCUGACUUCGGCCGAGGUCUUGCGAGCUUUCACCACGUCGUGGACAGACUGGGCUGGGUUUCCAGAGCGGGGCGUGGCCACGGACAGAGCGAAAUAUUUUCUGGCAGACUUCGCUGACGAGAUCGCCGAGCAUGGGUGUCACUUUGACACGGCUGCAAAGGCUGCCCCCUGGCAGAUUGGACAAAUCGAGCGCCACGGCGGAAGCUUUGCUGGGAACAGCAGAUUUCCUCCCACGAGGAAAUCCUCUGGGCCACCUCUGCCACCAACCAGGCGAAGAACGCCUUGGUUCGCAAGUCGGGUUUCAGCCCAGCACAGUGGGUUUUGGGCAAAGAUAUCCGGCUGCCGGCCUCUUUGGCAGACGAAGAUGAGGUUGGACGAGUUGGUGCGCAAGCCCUGGCCGACACACCGGGAACACGCUUCCACCGAAAGAACCAGAUCCGGGUGGCCGCCAGCCGCCAGGGAGAGCUUCAUGAAGGCCGCCAACAGCGAGGCCAUUCGACGGGCAGAGCUGAGACAGGUGCGGCCCACACGACGCCGCCAGCAAACAACCUGGUCCAAGUGGUGGCGAGGCAUUGCAAGAGUUGUGGGGAAGGAAGGCCAGAGUACGGUUUGGCUCUCCCACCGCGGCAUCUUGAUUGCCGUGUCGCCGGAGCACCUCAGCCUGGCCCACGACCAGGAAGUUCACCAAUGGAUGGUGGUGGCGAACGAGCACUCCCUUGUGGACGCUUUGCCGGCCUCGAGUGGAAGCGGCUAUCUUGAUCUACGACAAGCACCCAAGCCGCCCGAAGGGCCGGAGCCACAGGACGGCCAGGACGCGACCGAGAGGGCCGACCGCCCCGACGAGGAGAUGCCCGGCCAAAGCGACCAAGGUGGAAGCACAACUUCGGCCGAGAGGCAAAGCUCAGAGCGGGACGCGUUGAGGAUGAGAAAAAGCUCAGAGUUUUUCGUGCGGAAGGAGCGAGAGCGGCGAGCACAACGAGAAGCACGGUCCAGCAACCUGCCCGGCCCUGCGAACCACGAGGUCAGCCUACCUGAGCCUAUGAACCAGGAGCCAGAGUCUGUUGGAGUGCCCCCACUGGAGGUUCCCGACUACGACCCGGACCUGGACGACUACCACCAGGCACGGCCGGCUCCAGUCCGGCCGAUUGUGGACGACCCCGAGGCGGAGGCCAACGAGAGGGAGGCGAAGAGACAACGAGUGCUACAGCCCGACGAGACGGCCAACAUGGUGACCGAGCGCUUCGACGCCUUUGCGGCCGCGAGCUCCCGGAACUACCUCAAGAACAAGGCCCGCAGCCACUACCGGGAGCACCUCGACUACUACCACGCGCACGCCGUCCCCGAGAGCACCUUUCUCUUCAGUUGCCAGCGGAACCGCUUCGAUGAGCGGUAUGAGGCCCUCGCCACGGGACAAGCGAAGAAGGGUCGCAAAGAGAUUCGCCUAAACGACCUCAACCACGAGCAGCAGAAGCUUUUCACGGCGCCGGGCGGCUCCGACGAGAAGGAAUGGAAGGCCUGGUUGGGCAAGGGAGCCUGUGAUGUGCUCAGUUUGGAGCAGAGCCGGGAUGUUCGCAAGAACAAGGCCGACCUCAUCAUCCCGACAAGGUGGGUGAGGACAAACAAGAAUGAUAACAUCUACGGCACCGACUUCCUCGCCAAGAGCCGUUUGGUGGUGCAAGGUUUCAAGGACCGUGCCCUGGGACAGUUUCGUCGAGACGCCCCGACCGCCAGCGCCAUCGCCGAGAGCAUCUGUUUAACCAUAUGUGCCAAUAAGCGGUUCCUGCUUUUCGCCAAGGACAUCAAGAAUGCUUACUUCAGUGGCAAGAGCAUGACAAGGGAGAUCUACUUGGAGCCACCUCGUGGUGGUUUGCCUGGCGUGCAGGAAGGCCAGCUGUUGCAGGCCCGCAAGGCUAUUUAUGGUUUUGCCGAGGCAGCGCGGAUGUUUUGGCUGGCCCUGAAGGAACACCUUCAGGAGGAUGGCUGGGUGGAGUCACGACUCGAGCCGGCCCUUUUCUACUACCGUGUGCAGGAAACACUGCAAGGCGUGCUGGUGACGCACGUCGACGACCUCGAGGGCGGGAUCAACCCGAACUACCUGGAGCGUGCUUUUAAGAAGUCCGCGGCCGCCCUAGAGUUUGCCACCAACCACUACCGGGACUUUAUCUUUCGAGGCCGGGAGAUGAAGCAGCACGACAGUGGACACAUCGAUGUCAUGAUGAGGAACUACGCCCUGUCACUGAAGCCAGUGCCAGUGCGGCGUGAUCGCCGACAGUGCCUCGAGGAGCCACUGGACCCGGAGGAGAUGGAACUCUACCAGAGCUCCGCAGGAGAGCUGGGGUGGUUGGCAAGACAGCUGCGCUGCGACUUGGCUUACGAGAACGGCGUGGCCCAACGAGCCAAACAAGAUGCCCGGGUAGCCGACCUGAUUCGGCUGAAGCAGUUUAUCGGAGCAGCCCGCCGAGGAGCCGAUUUCCACAUGCGUUUUUGGUCGGACGUGUCUUUGAAGGAUAGCGUGAUAGUGCACCUCUCGGACGCCGGACACGCCAACGGAACCCCCGAGCACGACGAGACCAUGAGAUACCGCAGUGUGGGCGGGUACUUCAUCCUGCUCGCCAACAAGGGCAUCUUGGAGGGAAAAGAAGUGAGAGCCAAUAUCUUGGCUUUCCACUCCGGGCAGACGAAGCGGGUCUGCCGAUCAACGUUGGCAGCGGAGGCCUCUCACUUGGCUGAGGCAGUGGAGGCCGGCGACUGGAUCAUUGUGGUCCUGGAGGAGGCCCUUACCGGCAAGGUGGAUUUGAAGAACUGGCCGGAAGUGAUACAGCAACGGCAGCGAGUCUACGUGACCGACGCAAGGUCCGUCUUCGACUACCUUCAGAAGGACGCCUCGAGUACAAGCUCGGACAAGAGGAUGGCUAUAGAGGGCGCAUUGUUGCGCGAGACAGUGCGCCAACCGGGCGCACACGUUCGGUGGAUAGACGGCAUGCAGAACAUGAGCGACGUGCUCACCAAGUUUGCUGCGGACCGCGAGGUGAUGAAGGAGUUCCUGAGAACGGGGAUGAUUGGCCUCACCCAGAGCGACGCCAACGUGAAGUUGAAGGAGAAGAAGCAGGCCGAGCGGGCAAGACGCAAAGUUGCAAAGAAGUCCGACGACACGGCAAAGCAGCAACAGCGACGACAAAAGCUGGAGGAGACCAUCCAGCAGCUGGUGCCGGAAGAAGAGGAU